Molecule: messenger RNA, 2177 nt
Organism: Doryrhamphus excisus (bluestripe pipefish)
Lineage: Eukaryota; Metazoa; Chordata; Actinopteri; Syngnathiformes; Syngnathidae
Gene: nop9
Product: NOP9 nucleolar protein
Biological process (GO): endonucleolytic cleavage in ITS1 to separate SSU-rRNA from 5.8S rRNA and LSU-rRNA from tricistronic rRNA transcript (SSU-rRNA, 5.8S rRNA, LSU-rRNA); endonucleolytic cleavage to generate mature 5'-end of SSU-rRNA from (SSU-rRNA, 5.8S rRNA, LSU-rRNA); ribosomal small subunit export from nucleus
Cellular component (GO): 90S preribosome; preribosome, small subunit precursor; nucleolus
Molecular function (GO): RNA binding
Source: RefSeq, a predicted model, not a curated record
CCACCUGAUGGCGGUAGUUGGCGAUUUACAGUUGAUUCGUAGAAGAAGAAAGGCGUCCGCCUUCCCCGGAAGUGUCGUAAAUUUUCUCGACUUUGUGUGGACUAAGACUCAUACUCUUACACGAUGCUGGAAAAGGCAGAACCGAAGAAGUCUCGGAAAGGAAGUAACAAGAAGAGACCGGACUCUGUGGAUGCUGGCCAUGGAGGGGAGAAAAGGAGGAAAAUGGCAGAAGAAGGGUCAAAGUCUCAGGGAGAAAGUGGGAAAAAGAAACUGGAUGCAAUGAGCGUUGGGUACUUUCGGCGAGUCGGGGAGCGACUGAGUGAAGAAUUUGAAGAUGAUGAGGAGAGAGUGAUGUUUGUGGAAAACGUCCUCGCUGAAGUGAAAGGAAAAGCAACCCUGGUGGCAACGGAUUGCACAGGAAGUGUCACGCUGCAGCGCCUCCUACCGCUGUCCAGUCCCGACCAGGUGGCAGAGCUGCUGUCUGAGCUGGGCGGCGAAUCCGGGACGGAGUUCAAGGCCGUUUCUUGUGACCGAUGUGGCGGCCAUGUCGUGGAGAGCGUGGUCAGGCAGGUGUCCAGGUUGACGGAGCCAUCUGCCGCUGCCGAUGAAGAGGAGGAGGAUGAUAGUGAUGGCGUUCUGGAAGUCCAGGUGUUGUCUUUAAGUCGAGUGGUAAGAGACAACAGCGCGGAAUUCAUCAGGCAUGUUCACGGCUCCCACGUGGUCCGCACGCUUUUACACGUGCUCGCUGGCUGUGUCGGACCUCCUCGCAAUGAAUCCCGUCCAGGUACAAAAGACCGCAACGCUUCUCCUCAGCUGACAGACUUCGAGAUUCCAACAUCGUUUUGGUACGAGCUGAAAAGCCUCACCGAGAGCCUGCUGGACAACGUGAACCUCAGCAUCACAAACUCUGUCGCCAGCGCAGUUUUCCAGACUAUGCUGACCGUGUGCCACAGGAAACGACCCAAACUCUGCAAACAGCUCCUUAAGCGAGUCAUGGAGUACCUGACCAGUUGCCGUUCGGCUCCAGGUUUCAGCCCGCUUCUGGUUUUCCUCAAGGACCAGGCCUCCAGUCAUCUUAUUGAAACCAUCAUCCAGCUGUCGCACAAGUCUCUCCUCCGGGACCUAUACAAGAACCACCUGAAGGGUCACCUGGUCGACCUUGCCCUCCAUCCGAUCGGUAACUUCCCCGUCCAGAGGCUAACGGCGGCCACGGCCGGGAACAAACUGUUCCCGAGCUUGUUCGAUGAGUUACUCCAAGGCGCGGAAGCCAUCUUGGCGGCAGGUCACAUGGGCGUCAUAGUGCAACUGGCAGAAAGCUGUGCUGAAAGUAAAGAAAGACAAGAAGAAUUAAUGGAGUGUCUGCUCCAUGCAUUCCACUGUGCAGAACCCGGCUCCCGACGUGUCCACUGCCUCCCUCUGUUCAUGUCCCUUCUCACCUACGAUGUGUACUACCACUCUGAAACAGCAGAGGGCAAUAUACAUACAGAGGUCCCCCUGUCUUCCAUCUGUUACCAUGGCUCCCGGCUGGUGCAGGCGCUAGCUCGGUUCCAGGAGCGCUCCCACCUCCUCAGCAGUCUACGCACCCUGACCCCGGAGGACCUCCUGAUGCUGGCAUCCGACCCGUCCGGCAGCCACGUACUCCAAGCGCUCGUCACCACGUCCAGCGACAAGGGAAGGGGCAAGAUCCUCAAGAGGCUGGAGGGUCAAUAUGUCCGGAUGGCGUGCUCCAGACUGGGCAGUCGAGUACUCGAGUCCAUAUGGAGCAGCUCCUCAAUCAGUCAAAGACAAACUAUCGCACAGGAGCUGGUGCCAAGUGAAAGCCAGCUGAGGUCCGACCAGUUUGCUCGUCACGUGUGGGCCAAGUUCGCUCUCUCCCACUUCAUUCACCGACGAGCCCACUGGCAGGAAAUACAAUCCGGCGAAUCCAAGAAGCGCAAGCUUUUUAAUGAUAUUCUGGAGUAAAAAAAUAAAGCAAAAAAAUAAUUUUAGUAUGUUUUAUUACGAUUGUUCAGAUACUGGAAUUAAGACUCUAUUGUGGUGAAAAAUCACUUCUCUGUUUAAUGUUUUUUUUUUUUCGCAAAUAUAUUCAUAAAUCAUGCUGUUUUGUGGUUGAAUUAAAGUGUACAAAGAAUUACCACUUCCGCAGGGAAUGAGAGGAGAGCCUUUUUUUUUGUUUG